CGGAUUGCGGUCCUUCCCUCAGCAGAUCUCGCUCAAUAAUGUCGAAACGAGCAGGCUCUCAAGCGCCUAAGAAUAGCCGGCGGGCAGGGCGCGAGGCCAAUCCAAAGCGCACCAAUGCUAGCUGCGACGCUUGUAAGAGCCGGAAGACAAAGUGCAUCAAUCCAGUUCCGGGUCCCUGUAGGUAUUGUGCCGGCAUCUCUGUCCCUUGUACCAUCAGCAUCCGGCGCAAACAGCGGCCUUUCUAUCUAGUCUCCGAAGAGGAGUACCGGUACGGGAUCGAAAUUUUGCAGAGAUUAUUUCCCAACGUAGAUCUGAAUAUCGACACUCUCCGGGGGUUAGCACAGAAUAUGGACACCGUUCAACCCGCCGGAGCUGUCAUCACCCAGUGUGCAGAGCUAGCAGCUGCCCACCCCCAACAUGAAUACACGAAUGUCCCUUCAACAGUUUCUCGCUCGGAUGGAGCUCCUGUGGAGGCUGACCCUCCACCGUCUUUGACUGCAGCUGCAGAGACGGCGUCAUCGCUGUCAGCUCCCUUAGACGACUCUGAAAAUAGCAAUGACAGCCUUCUUGCACAACUAUUCGUCCUGCAGAAAGCGUGCGUCGUGAAGGAUUCGUUAGGAGCAACAAGAUACAUCGGUCCAGGAUCGGACAUUCCCUUUAUCUCGGCCGUCCGAUCGUAUGCUAAAGGAGAAGGCUUACCAUCACCUCUCGGAAAUUUUCAACACGCGAUAAACUUGCCGCCUCCGUCACCAGAAAGCAGAAGCUCGAUAUCGGAUUUCCCUCGCCCUACGUAUCUCCCUCCGUUAGCCAGCUGGCGUCAGCAUAUCGAUCGGUACUUCAGAGUGGUCAACUCCACUUACUGGCUGAUAUCUGUGGAGAGCUUUUGCUCCCGUCUUGAUAGCACAUACGCCACUCAAAGCUAUCAGGACAUUUCCCCUUCCUGGCUGUGCUUUUUGUACGCCAUUCUAGCUAUCACGAACCAGAAUCCAGAGUCUAGUACGAUCCACGAUGGCGAGGAUUAUUCAAACGUGCCAGCUUCGGCUUUGCCGACUUCAGGCGAUCCGUACACGUCGAACAACUAUAUCUCCAUGUCCAAGUCAUUGGUUAAAGAGGUUAUGGACGAGGCCACCUUGGACAGUAUUCGAGCAUUGAGCGCCAUGAGCAUUUUCUUGCAUAAUCAAGGUUUCGCCGUCUCCUCAUACCUAAAUGUGGGCACCGCUGUCCGCAUCGCGUAUACUCUUGGCCUUCAUGAACCACAGUCUUACGCCGAGAUGACCACCAUCCAUAAGGAGACAGCGUUGCGAGUCGCUUGGACAUUGUACGAGCUGGAUGCUUGUAUGUCUAGACCGUCAGGACGUCCGUGCAAUAUCGAUCCAUGGAGCUGGCACCCUGUCAUGCCUUCCGAUAUGAUGGUGAGCACCGGAACCUACGAUCCUUGGGGCCUCUUCAACUACUCAGUAGCCUUCAAUCUCAAAGAUCAAGAAAUCUAUGCAAAACUCUCGAGAUUGCCCAACUCCGAUGACCAACGUACGGUGCUGAAGGAAAUAAACAGCAGUGUUACGGCGCUACAAACAUGGUACGACAGUUUACCUCCUCACCUUCAGACGAAUGCAACCAUGGCCCCGCCUCACAAACGGCCCGUCUAUAAUUUGCACUUACGGUAUUGGAAUAAGAUAAUUUCUAUCACUCGGCUGGCGGUCCUCGCGGAUAUGCAAAGCACGGCGUCAUCUGGAGCGGACCAGCACCGCAGUCUCAGCCGGAUAAGCCAGCUAUGCGUGGAUGCUUCUGAACACUCGCAGGAGAUCCUUCAGCUCAUGCACUCCUCGAAUGACCUGUCGAGUCUAACGGUGGUAGACACGAAAUAUAUCCUCGAUGUGGCCUUAGUGUACCUCCUACUCCUGACUCAGCGGCAAAGUCCAGAGUUUCAACAGCGCCUCGACCAGUGCAUCCGCUAUCUCAAAUCCAUGGAUAAUCUUGGGUUCUGUAGAUAUGCUGGGAACGACCUGCUGAAGAUUAUUGAGACGGUCCGGAUUCGUCUUAAUAGCGGCGGUGACCGGCGAGACGAGGUGGAUGUGCAGAUGGAUUCGGGUGAGGCAGACGUACCUCACAAUCUCACGGGAUUUGGCAUGGAGCACUUUUGGACCCAGGAGGCUUGGACGGCAGUCACCCUUGGCUGGAAUUCUAUAGCACUAAGCUCAAUUUCUGGGGAAGAGAACCCUCUAUGA
Messenger RNA from Aspergillus versicolor CBS 583.65, 2225 nucleotides. RefSeq names its product Zn(II)2Cys6 transcription factor. Gene Ontology annotation, molecular function: RNA polymerase II cis-regulatory region sequence-specific DNA binding; DNA-binding transcription factor activity, RNA polymerase II-specific; zinc ion binding. The transcript is spliced from 7 exons. Gene Ontology annotation, cellular component: nucleus. The record is from RefSeq and is a predicted model, not a curated record. Gene Ontology annotation, biological process: DNA-templated transcription; positive regulation of transcription from RNA polymerase II promoter by galactose. Lineage: Eukaryota; Fungi; Ascomycota; Eurotiomycetes; Eurotiales; Aspergillaceae. Bases 39 to 2225 code for a protein of 728 amino acids.